CUUUUCCUACAUAUUAAAGUAACGACAACAUACUACAAAGCUACUCAUAGAAACCGGAUUAAAUUUUUGAAAAUGACAACCACCAACAUGAACGAGAUUAAAGCCAACGAAGCCGGUCAAACCAAUCAUGGAACCGAUACAACAACAGAAACGUCAGGGGGUCUUGUAGGUGCAGUUGCCAGUGUCGUGAAUAUGCCACUGGCUGCAUACGGUAUGGCACACAAGGCAGUAUUCGGUGAAACUGAGGGUCACGAUGAGAAUACGCCCGCGGAUGACCCUAAGGAUAGAAUCGCUAAGGACACGGACACCGAUACAGAGACGAACGGGUCAACUGACACAAACGUAACGGUAAACGAGUACCGCGAAAGCAAAGAUACCUCGGAGAUAUCCGGCAGUGAUCCAAUUGCGACCGUAACACGUGUAACUCGUGCAGACGUAGAAAUCGCCACUGUCGCCGUUGACACGGAUGCAGACGCACAGGAUCAAGCAUCAGCAGAGGUGAUAAAAAGUUCGCCGAGUGCGGCUGUGAUGGAAGUCGAGGAGGUUUUCGAAGUUAGAGCAAAAUCAAUGGAACAGGAAGAAACAAAGGGUACUGUCAAGACCGUGACUGAUGCGGUGGAGGAAGAUGCAUUCUCGGAGGAAGUAGACGAUGGUGCUGUCAUUGCUAAAGCAGAGUUCUUUGAGCACAAUAGUGAGACGGAUGAUCCAGUGAUGAAGAGUGCACCGGUAGACAUUGAGGUCAAGAAAGGAAAUGUCGACGCUAAAGCCGAUAUUUUUGAUAACAACAGGGCCAAAGCCGCCGAGGCGGAGCCCUUCGAAAAAGAUGCCGUGGAUGUUGAUGCGGGUUUAGUGGAUGAGAACGCCAAGUUAUUUGAUGACGGUAUUACGGUGCAGAAUGCAACGUUUGCAACCAAUGAGACCGAAGAGUUACCAUCAAUGGACGGAAUUGUGGACUCAAAGGCAAAGAUGUUUGAAGAAGCAGAAGUGCAAAAUACCGAAGAAGAAACACAUACCGAAGCCUCGGUGCCCGUAGCAGAGGGUGCUGUAAAUACUAAUGCAGAACUUUUCGCCCAGAAGAAGAUACACAAUGCUGAAGCCAUCGACACUACAAAGGAUAUUGAAGGCGGAGAUGUGAGUUCGCGUAAAGACCUUUUCGAGCAUGCAAAUACACACAAACCCGAGCAAAUGGUCGCUGGGGCUGGUGAGUUACAAGAACAGACCGGAGUUGUAGUGGCCAAGACAGAACUAUACGAGCACGUCGAAACCAUGGCACCCAUCCCCAAUGUCUAUGAAAAAAUGGAACUCCAAAAGGAGACUGGAGACGUUGUCACCAAAGCAGAACAAUUCGAACACAUCGACUCCACUGAUCCUUCCGCGGUAUCCAGCAAGCUCAAUGGAGAAGAGAUUAAAACUGGCAAUGUGAGUCUGCGUAAGGAUCUUUAUGAACAUAUUGACACACAAAAAGAUGAGCCAAUGGUAGCCGACACCAGUGAAUCGGAAGAACAGACGGGUGACGUCGUUGCCAAAACAGAGCUCUACGAACACAUCGACACCAUGGCACCCAUCCCUGAUGUAUAUCAGCAUACGGAGAUUCAAAAUGGGACAGGGGAUGUUAUCACCAAAGCUGAGCAAUACGAACAUGUCGAGGAAACAGGACCCACCACAGUAGCAAGCGAGGGUGCAGAGAUUGAAGGUAACGUAGACGCCAAGAAAGACCUGUUUGAGAACCAAGCCGUACCAGAGGUUGAUGGUUCCACUGAUGUUGUCGAGGGUGAACUGAUCAAUGAGGGUAACGUGUAUGCCACCAAACACGUCAAAAGCAAACAGGUGGGCGAGAACACUGCAACAACGCCUGCGCAAAUAGACGAGAAGGAAGGGGUAGAGGCAGAUACAGCUGAUGCGCAAAUGGAUGCAGAGGAAAACGUCGCAAUCGUAGCUGCUGAAAUUACACAGACUGUGGAAGUAGAGAAAGUUGAGGGCGCUCCUUCGGUCGGGGAUGUAACGCUUCCGCAAACGAGCGUUAUGACUACACAAACAAUAGUCGGUGGUGUACAAGACAACGAAUUGGAAGCAUCGAGUAAGCUUGUAGGCACAAAAGCCAUAAAAAUAGAGGAAGCGGAUGGUGAUGUCAAGGCUGUCGAGGCUGUUACUAUUAGUCCCAGCGCUUGAGUGAGAUAUUACAAUAAACCAAAUAAAUUAGUAUAAAAUCC
Molecule: messenger RNA, 2210 nt
Organism: Sphaeroforma arctica JP610
Lineage: Eukaryota; Ichthyosporea; Ichthyophonida
Exons: 1
Coding region: 73-2169 (698 amino acids)
Source: RefSeq, a predicted model, not a curated record